AUGGUAAGUGAAGACACCAUAGCCCCAGAGGACCAAUCUCUCACCAGACAAGCAACUAGUGACCGGUUUAACCUAGAGCCAUUGAGAAACGGUGGGGAGGAGGAUGCGGCUGGAAGAUCCGACCUUUUCACACUUCUGCCUGUCCCUUUGUCUCUGCAUCUCACGCUCCUCCCUUCCGAAGACUCAACGCCGUCUUUUUUCUCCCAGCUCUCGACAUUCACUCUCUGCCUGAGGGCUGCCUCAGAGGCGAAGCGAGGUUACAGCUUGUUAUCCUAUGCCACAGCGAAUACGGACAAUGAGCUGCUCCUCUGGCACAACGAGAACACGAAGCUGUCCCUCUACUUUGGCAGCGAUAUAUUCCAUUUCGCCCUCCCGGAGACCGACGCUCUGCUGAGACACAUCUGCGUGAGCUGGGACUCCCCAACUGGAAUCAUCACCUUCUGGCUCAAUGGAGUCCGGAGCCUUCGGAAAGUCGGCAACAAAGGUGGGGUGGUCCGUAGUGGGGGCACGUUUAUGCUGGGGCAGGAAAAGGACCAGGACCAGGUCGGGGGCAAGUUUGACAGCAAGCAGAGUUUCGUGGGAGAGUUGACAGAUGUCCACUUGUGGGACUACGUCCUUUCGGCAAACAACAUCAAGGCACUAAAUCAAGGGUGUCACAGUGCCGGGGGUAACAUCAUCAGCUGGCAUACAGUGCAAUACGAGAGCAGGGGGAGCGUGAAGAUAGAGGACAAUCAUGACUGCAGCUUCUAA
This is a messenger RNA of Rhincodon typus (whale shark), 750 nucleotides long. RefSeq names its product serum amyloid P-component-like. NCBI's taxonomy places the organism in Eukaryota, Metazoa, Chordata, Chondrichthyes, Orectolobiformes, Rhincodontidae. The transcript is spliced from 2 exons. The record is from RefSeq and is a predicted model, not a curated record. The coding region runs from base 1 to 750 and encodes 249 amino acids.